This is a messenger RNA of Platichthys flesus (European flounder), 5300 nucleotides long. It is a transcript of the gene lats1, whose product is annotated as large tumor suppressor kinase 1. The record is from RefSeq and is a predicted model, not a curated record. Gene Ontology annotation, biological process: hippo signaling; G1/S transition of mitotic cell cycle; positive regulation of apoptotic process. The coding region runs from base 294 to 3599 and encodes 1101 amino acids. Gene Ontology annotation, molecular function: protein serine/threonine kinase activity; ATP binding. The transcript has 8 exons. Lineage: Eukaryota; Metazoa; Chordata; Actinopteri; Pleuronectiformes; Pleuronectidae.
UGUCUGUUGUACUUGUCAUUCCAGUCCCAGGAAUUCACGAGCUCCAGAGAACGAGCGGCUCGACUCCACGGUUGACCCCGAAAUCGCGUCAUUGUCUCCGGGGAAAGGUUCGAGGGCACGUCGCCUGUUGUCGGAGCCGGAGAAGUGUCGAGGGAAGCGGCCGCUGCGGACUCCGGUAGGAUGCAGAUGUGAAGUUCAGACCCACGCCACCUCCUUCUGCAGCCCCCCCCUCCCCACCUCCCACUGAGCACCUCCUCUUCAUCCCCCUCCAUCGUCUCCAUACAUGCGUUUACAUGAAGAGAGGGGAGAAACCCGAAGGAUACCGACAGAUGAGGCCCAAAACUUUCCCCGCCAGCAACUACAGCGGUAACAGCCAGCAAAUGCUGCAGGAAAUAAGGAACAGCCUGCGCAACCUCACCAAACCCUCGGAGCCGCCGAAAGUGGACGUCGGUGGCGCCGGGAAAAUGGUCCCCGAGGAUCCGAGGCAGCAAGGGCGCUGCAUCAACCCCAAGAACCCCUACCACAAGGCCCUGCAGGAGAUCCGCAAGUCCCUGAUGCCCUUUGCCAAUGAACCCAACAGCUCGGGGCCCGAGGCCAACAAGCACAUGUCGCUGGACGCCCCCCCGUUCAUCGGGUUCGAGGAGCCGAGCAACAGUCGAAAUGUGGGCGUGUCUUUAGACUACAUGGGUAAGAUGACCUAUCAGGACGCAAUGAGGGAUCAGAUGGUCGUCAACAACCCCAACACAACAGGCCUGAAAGCCCCAGGUUCUUCCCACAUGCCUGUGCUGAGGAGGCCGAGCUGGAAAGGCUCUAAGGAGUCUCUGGCUCCCCGACACGGCCCCAUCAUGGUCGAUGGAAUAAUCUACCGCUCCGACAGCCCCGGACCACCGCCCGCCUUCCCCCAGGGUCACCCUGCGAACAACCAGAGAGUCAACCCUCCGAUGCCACCUCAGGUGCGCAGUGUGACGCCUCCACCCAAUCGUGGUGCCAUGCCUCCUUCCACGUCCUGGGACAGCAACCCGUCAACCAAGCGCUACUCUGGUAACAUGGAUUACCUGGUGCCCCGUAUCUCACCAGUACCUCAGGGGGCGUGGCCUGAUGGCUACUCAUCCGCAGCCUCUCAGAACCAGCGUGGGAUCAGCCCAGUGUCUGUGGGCCACCAGCCCAUCAUAAUGCAAAGUUCUGGAGGGAGUAAGUUCACCUUCCCCUCCAGCUGGUCCCAGAAUGGCUCUACUCAGCCAGACUACAUGGCGGGGAACAGCCGACAGCCCCCUCCCCCAUACCCAGUCAACCAGAGCAGCCGGCACAGUCCCACUGAUCAGAUGGGAGGACCCGCAUCCUCUCCCUCCUACUUAAACGGUGGAAACAUCCCUCAGUCCCUGAUGGUACCCAGCCGCAACAGUCACAACCUUGAUUUGUGCAACUUAGGCCCCCCUCAGUCCUGGUCUCAGCCCCCUCUGGUCCCAAAUCAGCCUCAGUCCUCCUCCGGCAACAGCAGCAACCAGGAUCUGUCCCCAUCGUGGCAACACAACAUGCCAGUCCGCUCCAGCUCCUUCAACAACCACCAGCUGAAUGGCAGAGCACCGCACCCGGCCAACUCCCAGCCCUCAGCCACCACCGUCACUGCCAUCACCCAAGCUCCCAUCCUGCAGCCAGUGAAAAGCAUGCGUGUUCACAAACCUGAGUUACACACGGCUGUGGCGCCCACACACCCUCCAUGGCUGCAGCAGGCUCCACCCCCUCCAGCUGCACCGGCCUACCAGGAGCCCCCAGCUCCUGCUCCUCAGAUCCCUGUAGCAGCAGAAGUACCCAGCUACCAGGGUCCUCCUCCACCCUACCCUAAGCACCUCCUCCAGCAGGCGCCUGCACCUUUACCCCCAGCGUACGAUCUGGGCGCCAAUAAGCUCGGCUCUGGCAGGGACGAGCCGGCGGAGGAGGAGAGCAGCGGAGGAGACAACUCCAGAGACAAGACGGCAGAAAACAGCAAAAGUGCCACAGCGACAGAGAAGGAGAAUAAACAGAUCACGACUUCGCCGGUUCCCGUCCGCCGUAAAAAGAAAGACGAGGAGCCGAGGGGCGAGUCGGGCCGGAUCGCUCUGUACUCCCCUCAGGCCUUCAAGUUCUUCAUGGAGCAGCACGUGGAGAACGUCCUGAAGAACCACCAGCAGCGGAUCCGACGGAGGAAGCAGCUGGAGAGUGAGAUGAACCGGGUGGGUCUGUCUUCAGAAGCCCAGGAGCAGAUGCGUAUGAUGCUCUGUCAGAAAGAGUCCAACUACAUUCGGCUGAAGCGAGCCAAGAUGGACAAGUCCAUGUUCAAACGGAUCAAGACCCUCGGCAUCGGCGCGUUCGGCGAGGUGUGUUUGGCCCGAAAAGAGGACACGGGCGCUCUGUACGCCAUGAAGACGCUCCGCAAGAAGGACGUGCUGCUGAGGAACCAGGUGGCCCACGUCAAGGCCGAGAGGGACAUCCUGGCCGAGGCCGACAACGAGUGGGUGGUGCGUCUCUACUACUCCUUCCAAGACAAGGACAACCUGUACUUUGUCAUGGAGUACAUCCCCGGAGGAGACAUGAUGAGUCUCCUCAUCCGACUCGGCAUCUUCAAGGAGGAGCUGGCUCAGUUCUACAUCGCAGAGCUCACCUGCGCCGUGGAGAGCGUCCACAAGAUGGGCUUCAUCCACCGGGACAUCAAACCCGACAACAUCCUCAUCGACCGGGACGGACACAUAAAGCUGACCGACUUCGGUCUCUGCACUGGUUUCCGCUGGACGCACGACUCCAAGUAUUACCAGAGCGGCGACCACGUGCGGCAGGACAGCAUGGACUUCAGUAAGGAGUGGGAGGACCCGACCGACUGCCGCUGCACCGACCGGCUGAAGCCCCUGGAGAGGAGGAAGGCCCGGCAGCACCAGCGCUGUCUGGCUCACUCGCUCGUGGGGACGCCCAACUACAUCGCCCCGGAGGUGCUGCUCCGAACAGGAUACACGCAGCUCUGUGAUUGGUGGAGUGUCGGUGUCAUCCUCUAUGAGAUGGUUGUAGGACAGCCUCCCUACUUAGCAACCACGCCCCUGGAGACGCAGCUGAAGGUGAUAAACUGGAAGAGCACGCUGCACAUUCCCCCCCAAGCCAAGCUCAGCCCGGAGGCGUCGGACCUCAUCAUCAAGCUGUGCCGAGGUCCCGAGGACCGCAUCGGCAAGAACGGCGCGGACGAGAUCAAAGCCCACGUGUUCUUCAGGACCAUCGACUUCUCCAGUGACCAGCGGCAGCAGGUGGCGCCGUACAUCCCCACCAUCGCCCACUCCACGGACACGUCCAACUUCGACCCCGUGGACCCGGACAAGCUGUGGAGCGAGGACAGCGGCGGCGAGGACAACCUCAACGACACGCUCAACGGCUGGUUCCGCAACGGCAAGCACCCGGAGCACGCCUUCUACGAGUUCACCUUCCGCCGCUUCUUCGACGACAACGGCCAUCCGUACAGCUGCCCCAAGCCCAUCGAGUACGAGGGCUACGACGACGAGGCCGAGGCCGAGGGCCCGGCCAAGCAGGAGGCGGCGGCCGGCAGCUCGGCGACACCGGGCCGAGACCUGGUCUACGUGUAGCACCCGCCUGCGCCGCUUGUACAUAGCGAGUUUGCUGAAGGUGUGAGUGUGUGAGUGUGUGUGUGUGUGUGUGUGUGUGUGUGUGUGUGUGUGUGUGUGGAGGGGGUUUGAACAGAUCAGCAUUUAAAACCUUAAACAUAGGAAAGUGUGUUAUUAGGACGAGUCAGAGAUCAAAUCAACAAACUUUAAGUAUUCACACAGCGACUUAAAGGAACCGUUAAAACACUAAUUUUCUUUUUCACUAAGCGCUCGUUGAGAAGAUUCCUGCGUCUCGGGUUUGUACGAUAAGUGUGACGCUGGUUAGCUAAGCAGAAACACUGGGAACUGUGGGACUGGGAAGACAUUAAAGGUCUCAGCCUGAAGGAUUGUUGACUAUUUGUUUUGUCCAUACACACUUAGUGUUUCCCAUUAGCAACAGAGACUUCAGGGCUUUGGUCCAAUUUGUCCCACGGUCUCAUAAUCCAUCUAUUAUCUAUUCCACUCGCCCUUUCGAGGGAGGGGGGGGGGGCUAAACACUAAAAUCAACCAACACUACAAAACCCAAUGAUGUUGUGUGAUAAAGUUACAACAUGUGUCUUCUGGAAACUCUGAGGAAACGCCACAACUUAUUUAAACUGGUUUAUGGAUGAAACACGUUGAACCAGCAGGUUCAAAGGUUUUCACUCUUCUCCUCUCGCCUCAUGAAGCCGGUUCCUGUUAAAGUCAGGGUUCUGUUUCUCUGACUGAAUCCGAAUCCCCCUUUUAAAGCCCUAAUUUAUUUAAGAGAGUUGUAACUGGUGACGUUAGUGUAGCUGCUGUUUGAGUGCGGGGACUUCUGUUGGUUUAAAAAAUAAAAAAUAAGAAUAGAAAAUCGUCUUAAUUUAUAUUCCACUGUCUGUUGCGAUGGGGGGGGUGUAGUGCUGUAGAAGUUUGCAGGGAGAAAACCGCUCUAAUUAUUCAUUGCUGUGCCUUUUUCUUUUUCUUUCACCAAAUAUAAAGAGGGUUAAUAAUCAGACGUUAAAAUGAGAGUAGCAGUAGCGUGAUUGAUCUACACUAGUUGUUUUAUUUUUCUAAUUUAUACGUAAAGAAGUGUAUUUAUAAAUUAAGUUGUACACAGUUGAUGUAAAUAUGUUUCUCUUCCCGUCAGCUGCUUUGUGUUGUUUUGUUUAGGGCAGGCCCUCGUCAGUGUCGCUGCUGCUGCUGCCUCCAUGUUGUCGUCUUCCUGUCUCACAACACACACAAAUCACUAAUUCACACAUUUAAAACUUUUUUGUAAAAAUGAUUCUUCCAUCGCUGUUCACCCGGUUAUUCUCAUCUCUCGACCAAAGCACUAAAUAGGUGUUUCUUUUUGUUUUUAGAAAAUAACACUGCAAGAACAAAGAUGACAUUAUUUCAGUAUCGAGCAGAAAAUGCCUAUUUUUCACACUUUCUGUCUUUGAGCAACACAAUUUGCGUCACGUGACAAGUUCUGUGUGCGUCUGAAGUAAAAGUGUAAAAACACAAACUGGUGGUUCUGUAAACCCGCUGUACUUUGUUCUUUGCAUUGAGGAAAUUCUCUCUGAAUGUAGUUGUUGACUUGAUGGUGAUUGUGCACUGCUUCUGUGUUUUCAUUGUUAAGUGAGAGAAUGUUUAUUUUUGUGUACAUUACUGCUGCGGGAGGUUUGGGUUCAGGGACAAGGUGAUAAAUAAAGAAUGUAAAGAACAAAACAUGAUGUACAUCCA